AGCAAGAUGAAUUCCUUCAAGUCCUGAGGGACACUUUUCCUGAUUUGCAUGCUCAGCAAAGUUUUCAGUUAUGCAGAGUCAGUGGCCAAAGACUGGUCAUUCCUCUGAACUUGAACACUAUGUGCCCCAGUGAAAUACAUCGGAAUAAUGCCUUGCGCCGGUCAAACCUGUACAUUCGGCCACAGGCUCAACCAAAUGAGGUUUCGUCGGGCACUUUCACCCAGGCCACAGGACCGCCAGUCCAGGCUCCAGCUGCUACUUUCACCCAGGCCACAGGACCGCCAGUCCAGGCUCCAGCUGCUACUUUCACCCAGGCCACAGGACCGCCAGUCCAGGCUCCAGCUGCUACUUUCACCCAGGCCACAGGACCGCCAGUCCAGGCUCCAGCUGCUACUUUCACCCAGGCCACAGGACCGCCAGUCCAGGCUCCAGCUGCUACUUUCACCCAGGCCACAGGACCGCCAGUCCAGGCUCCAGCUGCUACUUUCACCCAGGCCACAGGACCGCCAGUCCAGGCUCCAGCUGCUACUUUCACCCAGUCCACAGGACCGCCAGUCCAGGCUCCAGCUGCUACUUUCACCCAGUCCACAGGACCGCCAGUCCAGGCUCCAGCUGCUACUUUCACCCAGGCCACAGGACCGCCAGUCCAGGCUCCAGCUGCUACUUUCACCCAGUCCACAGGACCGCCAGUCCAGGCUCCAGCUGCUACUUUCACCCAGGCCACAGGACCGCCAGUCCAGGCUCCAGCUGCUACUUUCACCCAGUCCACAGGACCGCUAGUCCAUUCUACAGUCGCCACUGGUAGCCAUAAUCCUGAGGAUAUGAGGGAAGACUUCUACAUGGACUCCUCUGAAUCAGAAGUUGAAAUCCUCUCUGUUCUCCAGUCUCCAGUCAGGUGCAACAGCCCCAAUGAUGUCAAAUGUCUGGCUGACAUUUUGAAAGACUUUCAAAAUGACCAUCUAGACCUCAGUUGCAGUAUCACAGUCAUUGCGCGGGCGCAGGCGCAAAAACAUUCUUCAGAGUGCAUGUGUUGCUCUAAGCAGGAGCUAUUUUGCCUGGCAUAA
Molecule: messenger RNA, 1064 nt
Organism: Perca fluviatilis (European perch)
Lineage: Eukaryota; Metazoa; Chordata; Actinopteri; Perciformes; Percidae
Product: vegetative cell wall protein gp1-like
Exons: 4
Coding region: 120-1064 (314 amino acids)
Source: RefSeq, a predicted model, not a curated record